Poecilia reticulata (guppy) is the source of this 1675-nucleotide messenger RNA. The record is from RefSeq and is a predicted model, not a curated record. NCBI's taxonomy places the organism in Eukaryota, Metazoa, Chordata, Actinopteri, Cyprinodontiformes, Poeciliidae.
CUUUGCAAAAAGACGACGCCUUGUUCUUUACAUUUUCAGAUUAUUUUAGAAAACCCAAUUGAAUUUUAUAGCGUAACGAUUCAGAUCACGGAUAUUAACGACAAUGCGCCAUCUUUUGAGAAACGAGAGAAGAAAUUCAAGAUUAGUGAAUCGGCAGCGAUCGGAGCUAAAUUUGUUUUGGAAAGAGCUGUCGAUCUUGAUGUCGGAGUUAAUGACCUCAAAAGCUACACUUUAAAACCAACAGAUAAUUUUGAGUUAAAACUACACAACAACCCCGAUGGGAAUAAAAAUGUAGAGAUGGUGUUACAGAAGCCGUUGGACAGAGAAAAACAGGAAAAUAUAAAUCUGGUGUUAACAGCUGUAGAUGGAGGAGCGUUACAGAUGUCAGGAACGAUGCAAAUUGUUAUUACAGUGCUAGACGUCAACGAUAAUGCUCCUGUUUUCACACAGCAGAUAUACAAAGCUACUGUUACUGAAAAUUCAGCAAAGGGAACAGUUGUUGCAACAGUUAAAGCUUCAGACGCAGACGAAGGUUUGAACAGUAAGAUAACAUAUACAAUUACAAACACCUUCGAUGAUGUCAAAAGUAUAUUUGAAGUAAACCAAGAAAGCGGUGAGGUGAUUUUAAUUGGAAAUACRGAUUUUGAAGAGUCCAGAAGUUAUCAGAUACAUUUACUUGCUAGUGAUGAAGGUGGUCUCACAGAUUCUUGCAAAUUAUUGGUCGAUAUACAAGACACAAAUGAUAACAGCCCACAAAUUAAAAUCAUGUCAAAGUCUACAYUUAUUUCAGAGRACGUGAAACUAAAUACAGUAGURACAGUGAUAAGCAUCGAGGACAAAGACUCAGGGAAAAAUGGAAAAGUAAAAUGCUUCGUAAAUGAUGAUACACAUUUCAGUUUAAAAUCRUCAGCUAAUGAUUUCUAUAGCUUAGUGACAGACACAGAAUUAGACAGAGAAACAGCAGCAGAGUUUAAUAUCACCAUAACCUGUUCUGAUGAAGGAGUCCCCUCCCUCUCCAGCAGCGUCACUCUCACCUUACAUAUCUCUGAUGUGAAUGAUAAUGCACCUGUAUUUGAGAUGAGCUCGUAUCAGGCCUACAUUGUAGAAAACAACACACCAGGUGUGUCUAUAUUUACUGUGAAAGCUGCAGAUGCUGACUGGAAUCAAAAUGCUCGYGUUUCUUACAUACUGGAGGAGUCCUCUGUUAACGGAGUGCCAGUCUCCUCAUACGUGUCCGUCAGUGCUGAGAGUGGAGUCAUCCAUGCAGUGCGUUCCUUUGACUACGAGCAGAUCAAAGAUUUCCACUUCUGCGUGAAAGCGCAGGACGGAGGCUCUCCUCCACUCAGCAGCAACGUGACUGUGAAAAUUUUGAUCCAGGAUCAGAACGAUAAUCCACCUCAGGUUCUGUACCCAGUCCAGACUGGUGGCUCCAUGGUGGCUGAAAUGGUGCCUCGUUCAGCAGAUGUGGGCUACCUGGUGACUAAAGUGGUGGCUGUGGAUGUGGACUCUGGACAGAAUGCCUGGCUCUCCUAUAAACUCCAGAAAGCGACAGACAGAGCGCUGUUUGAAGUGGGCUUACAGAAUGRAGAAAUAAGAACUAUCCGUCAGGUGACUGACAAAGAUGCUGUGAAACAAAGACUGACUGUCAUAGUGGAGGACAACGGGCAGCCCUCUC